Molecule: messenger RNA, 1271 nt
Organism: Perognathus longimembris pacificus (Pacific pocket mouse)
Lineage: Eukaryota; Metazoa; Chordata; Mammalia; Rodentia; Heteromyidae
Product: 40S ribosomal protein S14-like
Exons: 2
Coding region: 705-1061 (118 amino acids)
Biological process (GO): translation; maturation of SSU-rRNA from tricistronic rRNA transcript (SSU-rRNA, 5.8S rRNA, LSU-rRNA); ribosomal small subunit assembly
Cellular component (GO): cytosolic small ribosomal subunit; ribosome
Molecular function (GO): mRNA 5'-UTR binding; small ribosomal subunit rRNA binding; structural constituent of ribosome
Source: RefSeq, a predicted model, not a curated record
UCUUAAGAUUAUUUUAUUGAAAACAAAGAAUGAUGGCUGAUUCAGCUCACAUACAUAUUGAAUUCAGCAAUAAUUGUAUUUUUUAAAUACACAUCCUGACAGGCACUAUGGUAGAUAAUAAUGAAUCAGCAUGGGAGCCAUUUAAUAUACUUCUUGAUUAACUCAUUGCCUGUCCAGUUCAUAUGCAGACAUGCUUACAUGUCAUAAUCGUCAUAAUUCCCAUCAUCCCCACCGCUACCACUCCAGUGCCUUGAUUAGUGCACAACUCCCAGACGAGCCAUUGCUAAUGCUAAAUAAUUCUCUUCAGCCUCCUGCUACUAUUCUGCAGGAUCUCCAAUUAAAUAUAAUGUCCCUGAUGAGCCAUAUUAAUGUGAACAAAUUCCUACCAGGGAUCCUAUCAUACUCCAUUUUGCCCAAAAAUGCAGAGAAGGUAAUUUAGCCAAGCCAAAGAUAAUCAAAACGUUUAAAAUUGAGAGUAUAUUAUUUCUGUAAAAUAAGCUUUUCCAAUGACACUAAUAGCAGAAAAGAAAAUGUGUUAACUUCCUAAAUGCGUUCUUCUCCUGAUUAGCUCUUCACAGAAAAGUCUAAUGGUUUAAAUUUGUCUAAAGACAUGUUGAAUUCUUAGUCUUUAGCUUCACUAGAAGACAAACUUUUAAGUUUGAAAUCUUUCCCGUGGCAGAGUCUGGUAGUGUCAAUGAACAGAAAUGAUACCUCACAAGGGGAAGGAAAAGAAGGAAGAACAAGUUAUCAGGGGCUGGGGAUAUAGCCUAGUGGCAAAAGUGCCUGAAGGAGAAAAUGUAUUUGGUGUCUGCCACAUUUUGGCAUCCUUCAAUGACACCUUUGUCUAUGUCACUGAUCUUUCUGGCAAGACCAAGACCCCUGGACCUGGAGCCCAGGCAGCCCUCAGAGCCACUGGUCACUCAGGUAUUAAGACUGGGAGGAUUGAGGAUGUCACCGUCAUCCCCACCUACAGCACCCACAAAAAGAGAGGCUAUGGACUCCUCAAGUUAUUUUCUGUUAAUGAACUGCCUUUCUGUAAGGCAAUUUUAAAAACCCUUUGAGAGCCGGGCACCUGCUGGCUCAGCCUAUAAUCCUAACUACUCAGGUUGACUCUACUAGGCCAACAGUACUACUCAGGUUUUGGUUAAAUACACUGGGAUAUUUCUGUGAAGGUAUUUUUAGAUGAGAUCAGUAGACUUUAGCCAGGGUCAGUGGCUCACACCUAUAAUCCUAACUACUCAGGAAACUGAGGUAUGUGUAAUUACAGUUCA